This is a messenger RNA of Macadamia integrifolia, 2061 nucleotides long. Its product is annotated as UBP1-associated protein 2B-like. NCBI's taxonomy places the organism in Eukaryota, Viridiplantae, Streptophyta, Magnoliopsida, Proteales, Proteaceae. Gene Ontology annotation, molecular function: RNA binding. Bases 168 to 1577 code for a protein of 469 amino acids. The record is from RefSeq and is a predicted model, not a curated record. The transcript has 2 exons.
ACUCCUUUCUACGGGUCAAAAGGAAAACUUUCCCUCACCUGUGUCCCUCACUUUCCCCUCACUGGGUAGUCGAAACCCAAACCAGAAAGUAAACCCUAGUUAUCUUUUCUCUCCGAUCCUCUCUCUUCCUCCCUUCCUCCCUCUCUGUGUGUGAUUCAAUCUAAUCCAUGGCGAAGAAGCGAAAGUUCCAAUCCAAACCCGAACCAGAUCCAUCGAAAAACGUAGAAGAAGAAGAACAGCAGCAACAACCAGAGCAAGAAGAACAAGCUUCAUACGAAGUCGAUAAAGAAGAAGAAGUAGACACAGGAAAUGCAGAGGUCCCAGAAGAAGGUGAAGAAAAAGAAAACGAAGAAGCAGAGACGAAGCAAAAUGCUCAAGGAACCUCAAUCCCCAUAUCAUCGAUGGCAAAUACGACCGUGGAUGAUGAUGACAUAGCCGAAGAACCUGUUGAGAAGCUAUUAGAACCGUUCAACAAGGAACAACUGAUGGAUCUUCUUCGUGAGGCUGCUGAAACUCAUCCUGAUUUGUUGGAUAGAAUCCGCAACCAAGCGGCUGUAGAUCCUGUGCAUCGCAAGAUCUUUGUCCAUGGUCUUGGUUGGGACACCAAUGCGGAAAUCCUAAUCAAUGCUUUCAAGCAGUACGGUGAGAUCGAGGAUUGUAAUGCUGUUUGUGAUAAGAUUUCUGGGAAAUCUAAGGGUUAUGGGUUCAUACUCUUUAAGCAUCGCAGUGGGGCUCGUAGAGCCCUACAGAAGCCGCAGAAGAAGAUUGGGAAUCGGAUGACAUCUUGCCAGUUGGCCUCGGCUGGGCCGGUUCCGACAAUGCCACCAGCAGCGCCACCGUCUUCAGAGUAUACACAAAGGAAAAUCUUUGUCAGCAAUGUAUCGGCAGAUAUUGAUCCUCAGAAGCUGGUUACUUUCUUUGCUAAGUAUGGGGAGAUUGAGGAGGGACCGUUAGGGUUAGAUAAGCAGACAGGGAGGCCAAAGGGGUUUACACUGUUCGUUUACAAGUCGAUUGAGAGUGCGAAGAAGGCAUUGGAAGAUCCACACAAGAAUUUUGAAGGUCAUAUCUUGCACUGUCAGAAGGCAAUCGAUGGCCCGAAGCCAAACAAGCAAUACUACCAUCACCAUAACCAUAACCAUAACCAUAACCAACACCACCCUCAGCAUGGCUCACAUUAUCAGAGAAAUGAUAAUCCUAAUUUCACAGGGACUAUGGGGAACCAUGGGUCUGCGGCUACUCCGGGGCACAUGAUGGCACACAGCCCGGCUGGGGUGCCAUUCAACCAGGGAGCUACGCAGGCGUUGAACCCAGCACUGGGACAAGCGCUAACAGCGUUGCUUGCAACCCAGGGUGCUGGGUUGGGGCUGAAUAAUUUGCUUGGCACACUUGGGUCGACUGGGGUUGGGGCACCAGUGAACCAAACCAUGAGCAACACAAGCCAUGGAAUGCAGGGUGCAUAUGGGAGUCAGCCUGUUCCGAGUAAUAUCAACAAUGGUGUGAUGGGAGUUUACGGGAACCAGCCUGCUAUGCAAAGUGGAUAUCAGAACGGGCAGGCCAAUGCUGGUAGACCAUGGUAGACCACUUCAGGGUGUGGGUCACAUGGAUGGAGUUGCUCCUUGCAUGGGUUAUUAGGUAAGGCACAGAUACUUCUAGGUCUAUCAACCUUUAAUUCAUGGUCUGGUGAUUCUUCUGAAGUUCCAGGAGCUCAUGAGUGAUGAAGUGUUGCUUUUUCAUUAAUAUAAAUACGGGACCUUAGGCUUUUGUUCAAUGGAGUGACAGUCUUCUGUUUUCCUCCAUUUUAUAUCUUUCAAUCUUCUUCAAAAUAUGUACUAUGUAGAAUUUCAAAAUUUACUUUCUUUUUAAGCUCUGGCAAAUCGUUGGGUCAUCGACUAUAUAACUUUAUCUAGUGUUUUUUGGAGUUUAGAAGUAUUAUAAUCGACAAAUCCAUAUUUUGGAUGGGCUUUGGAUUAUACUUGCAGGCAGGACAUAUACUGUUUUGAAUAUAAUUUUCUGAUACAUUUAUAACAAAUGUAAUGACAAGCUGUGGUUUCCAGACUUGAA